Molecule: messenger RNA, 1117 nt
Organism: Delphinapterus leucas (beluga whale)
Lineage: Eukaryota; Metazoa; Chordata; Mammalia; Artiodactyla; Monodontidae
Gene: VSX2
Product: visual system homeobox 2
Biological process (GO): regulation of transcription by RNA polymerase II
Cellular component (GO): nucleus
Molecular function (GO): DNA-binding transcription factor activity, RNA polymerase II-specific; sequence-specific double-stranded DNA binding
Source: RefSeq, a predicted model, not a curated record
AUGACGGGGAAAGCCGGGGAAGCGCUGAGCAAGCCCAAAGCCGAGACAGUGGCCAAGAGCACUUCGGGGGGCGCCCCGGGCAGGUGCACCGGGUUUGGCAUCCAGGAGAUCCUGGGCUUGAACAAGGAGCCCCCCAGCUCCCACCCGCGGGCUCCCCUCGACGGUCUGGCCCCCGGGCACUUGCUGGCUGCGCGCUCCGUGCUCAGUCCCGCAGGAGUGGGCGGUAUGGGGCUACUGGGGCCCGGGGGGCUCCCCGGUUUCUAUGCACAGCCCACCUUCCUGGAAGUGCUGUCCGACCCGCAGAGCGUCCACUUGCAGCCGCUGGGCAGAGCGUCGGGGCCGCUGGACACCAGCCAGACGGCCAGCUCGGAUUCUGAAGAUGUUUCCUCCAGCGACCGAAAAAUGUCCAAAUCGGCUUUAAAUCAGACCAAGAAACGGAAGAAGCGGCGACACAGGACAAUCUUUACCUCCUACCAGCUAGAGGAGCUGGAGAAGGCAUUCAAUGAGGCCCACUACCCAGACGUCUAUGCCCGGGAGAUGUUGGCCAUGAAAACGGAGCUCCCGGAAGACAGGAUACAGGUCUGGUUCCAGAACCGAAGAGCCAAGUGGAGGAAGCGAGAGAAGUGCUGGGGCCGGAGCAGCGUCAUGGCGGAGUACGGCCUCUACGGGGCCAUGGUGCGCCAUUCCAUCCCCCUGCCGGAGUCCAUCCUCAAGUCCGCCAAGGAUGGCAUCAUGGACUCCUGCGCCCCGUGGCUGCUGGGGAUGCACAAAAAGUCGCUGGAGGCGGCAGCCGAGUCGGGGAGGAAGCCCGAGGCGGAGCGUCAGGCCCUGCCCAAGCUCGACAAGAUAGAGCCGGAGGAGCGGGGUCCCGACGCCCCGGCCGCCAUGUCCCAGGAGGAACUGAGGGAGAACAGCAUCGCCGCGCUCCGAGCCAGAGCGCAGGAGCACAGCACCAAAGUGCUGGGGACUGUGUCCGGGCCCGACAGCCUGGCCCGGAACGGCGAGGAGCCGGAGCGGGAGGAGGCCCCGGACGAAGACAGGCCAGCGGAGAAGCUGAGUCCGCCGCAGCUCGAGGACAUGGCGUAGGCAAGGGCGCGCAGACCCCGGAGCCCCAGGA